Molecule: messenger RNA, 1281 nt
Organism: Rotaria sordida
Lineage: Eukaryota; Metazoa; Rotifera; Eurotatoria; Philodinida; Philodinidae
Source: the annotation of a GenBank genome assembly
AUGACAAGUGAAAGCGAAUUAGAUGUUAUUAAAACAAUGGAUACUCUUGAAAAUAAAGAUGAACCAAUUGUAUCAACUUCUUCUGUUGAACAAACAAUAAUACCUAAAGUAGAAGAUGAAAAAAUAAAUGUUGAAAAACCAAAACGUCCUGGACGUAAAAAACGAGAAUCAUCAUUAACAGUAGAUAUGAAAGAGGAAGAAAAUUUAGAUACUAUUAAUACUACGGAUACUCAACCACUUUUUGAACAACCAGUUAUUCUUGAAGGAAAACGUUCACGAAAACCAACAUCACGAUUAGAAUUAUCUGAUCUAACAACACCAAAAAAAGAAUUAUCUAUUCCUCAGGGUCAUGGAAAACCAUUAGGCGAAAUUGAAUAUAUUAAUUAUCAAAUAACUCAUGCAUCUACUGAUGCUUUAUCUCGUAUGCGUAAUAUAUGUUUUGGUCGACGAGCAAGUCAAACUAAUAUAAGACAACAUCUUCGUGAAUUUAAAGGAUUUGAAUUUGAACAUGAUAGUGAUGAAUAUCAACGACAUUUAAAUAAUUUAAUCAAACUAAAAAAGGAUCAAUUACGAUCAAUUUCAGAUAUUCUUGGUUUACCAGCAAGUGGCCGCAAUAAUGAACAUGCUGAAAGAAUAUUAAAUUUUUUAAUCAAUCCAAUUGACGAAGGAAAACGAAUACCUGAAAGAAAAAAAUCAAUGCGUCGUACUUCAAAAAAAUCAAGUACUAAUUCAAAACAAUCAAGUUAUACAGAUGAAGAUGAAAAUGAAUUAGAAAAUAAAACUGAAAAUGGUAAUAAUGAUAAUCGUGAAGAAAUUUUUAAUGAUGAAGAAGAUGAACAAGAAGAUGAUGAACUAGAUACAGAUGAUGAGUAUAUUGGUAGUGAUGAAGAAAGUGUUUUAAAUACUAAAGACGAUCCAGACGAUUUUGUUUAUCAACCUGGAAAAAAAAUACCGAAGAAAAGAUCAUCAAUUAAACGUUCACGAAGAAGAACUACUCAUAAAAGAAAACAAGGUGCUUCAACAAAAUCAAAACGUGGCCGUAAAAAAACUAAGAUUACAGUUGAUGAAAAGAUCGAGAAUGAAAAUGUAAUUGUACCGGCUGAACCAAUGCAAAUAAAUGAUGAAGAAAUUAAAAAAACAAAUGAUGACAAUGUUACGACUGAAAUAAAUGCUGACGAAGCUAAAAAUGAUAAUCUUCAAACUAUAGAUACAAAAUUACCAGAACAAAAUGACGCAACCAUGAACAAAAAUGUUACAGAGAUAAUUCCAGCAACAAAUUAA